Zeugodacus cucurbitae (melon fly) is the source of this 2470-nucleotide messenger RNA. Its product is annotated as paired mesoderm homeobox protein 2-like. The transcript has a single exon. The coding region runs from base 912 to 1781 and encodes 289 amino acids. Gene Ontology annotation, molecular function: DNA binding. NCBI's taxonomy places the organism in Eukaryota, Metazoa, Arthropoda, Insecta, Diptera, Tephritidae. The record is from RefSeq and is a predicted model, not a curated record.
UCGUCCAUCGUCUGCGGUAUUCGCCGUUAAAUAUGUUCUGAGGACCAUAUAUCUAGCACCCAAAACACUUGAGUAUUGUAUUGAGUAGUUUAUAGCCGUUGUUGCCAAUUAUAAUUUAACCGAAAUUAUAUUUGGAGAUUAUUGCUUUUUCUUUCAAAAAACAUUUUUUAUUACUUGUAAUUUCAUAGAAAAUGCAUUUGGAAUAAUUCGAAAAAAAUUCGAGGAAAGCGUUGAAGAUGACGGAAUCCAAAGCUUUAAUUUCAAUCAGCUGGUUGUUACGGAAUAUCUUACAAGAUGUCCAAUGUUCAAUUCGGAUUGUUGGGGUGGAAUGUACUUUGAAAUUACAUUAAAAUAACAGAGUCGCUAGGUGCAAUAAGUGGUGCACGCCUUUAACCCCUUUUUACUGGCAUUUGACCUCCAAACAUUACUCGAUCCCUUUUUUGAGAAAAGCAGGUAGAUCACGCCUUAAAUAGCCCACGUGGAUUUUCCAAAUAUUUGGGGAGUGACGUUUUCUUCCUUUGAUCUAUUGUUUCUGGAAACGAUUACUUCGUUAAUAUUUUAAAUCUCCGUUAUUCUUAAUCGAAGCUUACCGAACGCCUUGCAAGUACAUAAAAUGACAGGUAAGAAUAUCAAUCAUCAAAAACACUUCAAAACAGGAUUUGUAGAUAUAUAAAAUGGACUCUAGAACUAGGAUAAAUCAGUUUAAUUCCUACAACGCUUGGACAACACUUAAAUAAAAAAACUAAACAAAUUGAUUACUAUUCAACAGGAAUGUCUGGAGGAUAUUUCGUAAGUAUUUUUGUUGAAAUAGUGAUAUUUGGAAAAAACUAACUUUUUUUGUAACAUUUUACAGAUCUACCUUACCCCAGAUGAAGUAAAACAGGAAAAAAAGCAGGGCACCAGUAGAAGAGAUGCCAAGGAAACCCAAACAGAAGAGGACGAAAUUUCGGCCAAGUCAUGUCGAAAUUUUGGAAAAGGAGUUUCUGAAGCAUCCCCUACUGAGGCCGGCACGAAGAGCUGAACUGGCGAAGCAGCUUAAUUUAAAGGAAUCCAGCAUGAAGAUUUGGUUUCAGAAUAGACGCAGGAAGGAGAAAGGAAAUGUUCUACAAAAAAUCGUCAACUCAUCAGUUCCGGCUCAUAAAUCCACACAAGUUUAUAGUUCUGUUGACUAUCGUUCUGCGAAGAAUGGUUAUACUCCGACUUUGACGUCUAACACACAAUUUCCAUUAUGCAGUUCUACAUAUUCUCCGCUGAUUUCUCCUACUUCGGAAACUGUGUCAACGCAAUUUUCUCCAUGUAGUUUUGCAAAUGCAUAUCCUACAAACAUUCAAACAAUACCCGGUAACUCAUAUAUGCAAUAUAACCAAAUUGCACCAGUUAACAGUGCAAACGUUUCUUCGUGGCCGGAAAUGCUUCCUGCAUACUCACAACCUCCACCAAUCAAUUCUACUGAUUAUUUGUAUCCUUUAACAAAUACUAAUACUGCUGAAUUUGGAGUCAUACAAUUAACGACCGAUUAUCCUUUAAGUUCUCCAGAAUCGGUAGAAGGAAUUCCCUAUACACCGGAAUCAGUAGAACAACAAAAUGAGAAUACUGAUCUAUACUCCGUAAUAGAAGAAUACCUUGAAUCAAUUGAAGUACAAGAUACAAAUUUGUGCGGUUUGGAUCAAGGAGAUACAGUUCCAUCGAGUUCAGCAAUCAAAUGUAAUCCGUCGGACUAUGUGACGGGCGCUGAGAUGAACAAUCCGUUGGAUUUGAUUAACAUGUUCCAUGCAAAUUAAGACGACAAGGGCUGAUCUAUCCGGACAACAUAAACUUAGUUUAAAUAUAUAUAGUAUGCUAAUUUUGUAUUUGAAUAAUUUUAACGAAAUAUUUUUUUAUGUAUAUAUGUAGUUAGAAGAAAAAUAAAUAUAAAAAAAACACAAUUUUAUUGGUUUAUUUUUAACAUUUUGUUAGUUAGCUAAAAAUUUAUAAAUCUUAGUGGGAUCUACUGCUACGUUUAUGGCUUCAUAUAGAACUAUAUAAUUUUUCAAUGGAUUAUUUUUGUUAGGGUUGAUUUUAGGGUGUUUCGAUUGUGCUCAUGAGCAAAACCAUGCUUCUCAUACAGAAUACUUAUCCCAAGAGAUAUCAAGAUUUUUCAAUAUUUGCUUUAGAAACCCUGAACAUAUCCGUGUCAAUUAAUUUCAGUAUAAAAAAAGAGAUGAACAACAAAAAACUAAUUGUCAAGCUGUUUUAAAGCUUAGCCCAAUCGAUUAUGUAUACUACGAGGGUUGCCCUUUAUAUCGAGGUUUGGCAACCUUAGUUUUGCAAUCUGGCAACUCAUAACUUUGUCGAAAAUUUUGAUAUGUAACAAAACAGUAACUUGACAAAACAGUAACACGAAAAAUGAAUGAAAAAAAUCCUUUUAUUGGAUCUCACAUCAAAUCCAUCUCUCAAAAAAGGCUCAUAUCGAUUGAUCGAGAAAAAUGUA